GCCGGCGCCCCAGGCGAGCUCCGCGACGAGGUCGGCGGCAGGUGGGCGGUGGUCCCCAACGAGUACGUGCGGCUGGAGGGGUACCAGUGGGCCCGCGGCAGGACGGCGUGGGGGGGCGGCACGGUGUACAGCGUGGCCCGGUUCGGCAGCCUCGGCCAGGGCGUCCUCGUCCCCUCCUUCUGCAGGCUGGCGGCCCCGCCUGCGCGGCUGGUCGUCGACGGCCCGUCCAGGUGCGCCGACGCCCGGCACCGGUGCCCUGAGGCCUGGCUGCUGCAGGGCCUGCGGGAGCUCCGCGACGGGACGCGGGCGAGCCGGCGCGGGAUGUUGCCAGAGGAGCUGUACAAGGUAGCCUCCGCGCUCCCUGGAAUCUCCGUGUCGAUGCCCUGCGCGCUGCUGCAGGCGAAGGACGCCCCGAGCGUGGCAAACUUCGGCCGCAGGGCGACGCGGCGGAACCCGCUCUACGUGGACGCGGUGGAGUUGGGAGCGAAGGUGCGGCUGUCGAUCGCCCCGGCCAUCCAAUUGCCCAGUCGGGGACUCGGCGAGGUCAACACCGAGCUCGAGAGCCGCGGGCUUGGCGUCCGCCUGUUCCAGUUGGCCGGUGGCGGCUUUCUCUGCGUCGCCCAGGAGGGCGGGCCCCAGAUGAACUCCGUGGAGCUGGACGGUGCCACCCUCGAGGACGCGUGCCACUACAUCACGGCCGAGUGGGCGAGCGAGCUCGAGGAGCAUGCUGCCACCUGGACGCAGUUGUCUGUCCGCAUCUGCGACGCAAGCUCGCUCGAGGAACACCUGGGCCCGGCGCCGGGGCGUGGCGUGUUUCGGCCGCUGCACUCGGCAGGACCGGCGGCCGUCCUGUUGGAGGCACAGGCGUGCGUCUUCUGCGGCGCGCGGCCGGUGGUUGGCCUCGAGGUGCCCGAGGAGGCCGAGGAAGCCGCCGGCCGAUCUGCCCAAGGCCUCGCCGUCUGCGAGACGUGCUCGGCGUUCGUGCCGAAGUCUGCCGCCUUCGCGCAGAAGAAGGUGUUGGCGGAGUUCAUCUCGAAGCCGGCGGACAAGAUUGUGGGGACGGCGAACGAGGGCCUCGACAGGGCCCUGCUGCUGCGGAAGGCGCCAGAGGCGCCGAGGAUGAGCGAGACCGACGGCUGGCAGGCGCAGGCGACGGCUGCCGUCCCAGGCCUCGUGGUCGUGGCCGCGUGCGCGCUGCUCCGGCUCGCGAGGCCGCGGAACUGGGACAGCGCCUGCACGGAGCGCUUGCGCAGCAGGGUCCAGGAGGAGGUUGGCCAGGCCGUGGGCUGCGGGCGACUGGAGGUCAGCAUACCGUCGGCGGAUCCAGACGCCAGCGGCGGAGCGAUCAUCUGCUCAUGCGUGUUCGUGCACCCCGUCAUCGCCCUCGGUCCCAAUGAGCGCUUCCCGUUGGAGGGGACACAGGAUGACACGAGGUUCGACGCUCCGGCAAAAUACUUGGGCCUGCUCGCAGCACACCUCGCCAGCGGCGGUGCCAAAUGGCAACCUGUGCCACUCGGGUCACGGGACGCGGCUGCCCCCGGCGUGACCAAGACCGUCAUGGAGCCGCCCGUGCUGAGGGCCGCGGACGGUGAGCGCGCGGUGCUGCCCUGCGGCCUGUUGGCCUGCCAGCCGCCGCCGCGUGAGCUGCGCGGCCCGGGCGGCGGGCGAGGCGGGGCUGUCGAUAGCCCCCCGUUGGCCGUCGACGACGCCCCGCCUGUGACGGCUAGGAAGUCGCUGCCGAUGCCGCGGCGCGCGAUCGCGGACUUCUCCAGGCUGGGCGACACCGUGCCCGAGGACAGCUCCUCGCCGCUGAGGCUGCGUCCCACGGAAAACUCGCCGUGGUCUUUCUCCCCAGCGAGCAGCAGGGCGGACGCGACCCGCUCCACUGGCAGCCGCGCCUUGCCGGGCGAACAGCGCCUGGGGCGCGGUGUCCAGCGCGGCAUAGACGCCAGGACGGCCCUGCAGUGCUUCCAGCCAACUCAGGACCAGCUGCGCACGCGGCUCUGUCAGAUGGCGGGCACCGGCGAGGCGGAGCGCUGCAAGCUGCUGCUCGUGCGCUGGAGCGAUAGCCGAGGCGAGGGCGGUGGGGCGGUGGCGUGGGAGGCCGUCCUUUCUCGCGUGGCCGGGAGCUUCCGGGGCCAGAGCGCCCUCGACAUCGCUAUCGCUUACUUCCGCGCCGACACGGCGCAGGCGCUCCUGCAGUGCGUGCCGGCGGACGGGACGGACCCCAGGAUCGCCGAGCUGCUGGACUCGCCCUCGCCCGUGACCCGCCGCCUGCCGCUCAACGGCGCGAUGCUCAAUCUGGGCGAGAAGGCGGCCCAGGUGGCCGGGAUGCUCGUGCAGAGACGGGCGGACGUCAACUCCAUGAAGGGGCUGGAGCCGCCGAUGGCCCUGGCGGUGCGACUCGGCCGAGCGGACCUGGUGACGACGCUGCUCGGGUUCAGAGGGGACGCCAACCUCCGGCUGCACGACGGCGCGACGCUGCUGCACUGGGCCGUCGCGGGCAACUGGCCCGGGGUGCUACAGGCGCUGCUCGACGACCCGGGCUGCGACGUGGACGCCGCCGACUCCAGGGGCCGCACUGCCUUGGUGCCGGCGAUCCGCGGCGCCCCGAAGAGCGGCGCUGUGCUCGACGCGCUACUGCGAGCGCGCGCAGACGUAAACGCCCGCGACCUCUCGGGCGCGCGGCCAGUCCUGCAGCUGGCGGCGAUCCAGGACGCGGCCACCUGCGCCAAGGUGUUGCAGGCCGGCGCAGACAGGGACGCCGAGGACCCCGCGGACGGGAGCCGCCUGGUCCACCUCGCUGCCGAGGCCAGCAACGCGGUGCUGCUGCGGCAGCUGCUCGCCGAGAGGGCCGACAUCCACGCGCCCCACCCGAAGGACGGGCGCUCGCUGCUGCACCUGGCGGUGGGGCGGCAGAUGGCGCAGAGCGUGCGGGAGCUGCUGGCGCUCCAGGCCUCCGUGGACGCCGCCAGCCGCAUCGGCGACACGCCCCUCCGGGCGGCCGUGCAGGCCCGGGCCGCCGCCCGGGGUGCGGGCGACGCCGAGCUCGAGCUGGUCGGGGUGCUGCUCGCGGCGCGGGCGAACCCCAACGCCCCGAACGCCGCCGGGUGCGCCCCGAUCCACGCCGCCGCGGCCGCGGGCGACGAGCCCGCGACGCGGCUGCUGCUCGAGCACGGCGCGGACGCGCGGCUCGCCGACGCGCGCCUGUGGCGGCCCCUGCACUUCGGCGCGGCCGCGGGCGCCCCCGCCGGCGUGAUCGGGCGGCUGUUCAUUGCCGCAGUGAUCCAGGAAAGCGCAGCAGCAUCGAGCCAAUUGGAGCCGUCGCUCGCGAUGACACCUACACAGAUGAAAGAGAUCGUGGCUCAAGUAGUCCACGAGAUUGUGGCAGCGGGAAAGCCAACGAUCAUCGACCCCUGGCAGAAAGCGUGGGACGACCGCGAGCAGGCCGCAACAGCAGACAAGGAUCACGAGUACGGCAAGAACGAGAAGCCGCAGGACAGUCCGUCGCACGACGAUCGGCAGGCGCACGGGUGGAAGGACGGCCAAAAGUGGGUUGAGACCAGCGGCUGGGGCAGCUGGUCGAGCGGCUACUGGUCGGAGCAGGCGACCAACCUCGGCUGCCUCCCGGGGCACCUGGCAGAGGCGGCGGCGGGGGCGGGCGCCGAGGGCCACCCACCGCGGCGUGCGGCUGCGCUGGCGGGCCCCUGGUCCGCCCGGGGCCCGCGCCGCGUGCAGCAGCGGCAGACGGCGUACUGGCCCGCCCCAGCGGCGACUGGCGCGGAGGCGGCCUCGCGGCCCCGCGACGGCCCAAGCGCCCGCGGCCCCGUCGAGAGCCUCCCGGCGCUGGCCGCCGCCGUAUGGGCGCCGGCGGCGCCCGAGGCGCCGCCGACGCCGCGGCGAGGCGCGGGCGCCGCGCAGGGGCCGCGCUGUAGCGCCGCUGUGGCACGCUCGGCGGCGCAGGCGUCGGCGGCCUCCAAGAGGCGCGCGGCGCUCGCCGCUGCGCUGCUGACGCCAUGAGGUACAGGGCCUGCCCGUCGGCGUCCGGCCCCGUGUCCCUGCUCGACUCUCUUUUUUCGCUUUCCUGGCUUCUGCCGUUUCUGCCCCAGCCGCGGUGUUUCACUAGGCGUGCGCGAGAUUCAAGAGUCCGGCGGGCGU
Messenger RNA from Prorocentrum cordatum, 4158 nucleotides. The record is from the annotation of a GenBank genome assembly. NCBI's taxonomy places the organism in Eukaryota, Dinophyceae, Prorocentrales, Prorocentraceae.